This is a messenger RNA of Akanthomyces muscarius, 1089 nucleotides long. RefSeq lists its product as uncharacterized. The transcript is spliced from 5 exons. The record is from RefSeq and is a predicted model, not a curated record. Gene Ontology annotation, molecular function: DNA-binding transcription activator activity, RNA polymerase II-specific; transcription cis-regulatory region binding. Gene Ontology annotation, cellular component: RNA polymerase II transcription regulator complex. Bases 1 to 1089 code for a protein of 362 amino acids. NCBI's taxonomy places the organism in Eukaryota, Fungi, Ascomycota, Sordariomycetes, Hypocreales, Cordycipitaceae.
AUGUCCGCCUCGCUCUCUCCAGAGCAGUACAGCUCUCACCAGUCACAGAGCCCGGGGGACGGCUCCGAGGGCAAGAGCCCCGUGGGAUUAAACCUUGACUUUUUCAAAAACUUAAACGACAAGCGAUCCAACCGGGAUGGUAAAACACAAAAGCGUCGUGGCCCGAAGCCUGACAGCAAGCCAGCUCUCACGCGCCGACAAGAGCUUAAUCGCCAGGCCCAACGGACACAUCGCGAGCGUAAAGAACUAUACAUUAAAGCUCUGGAGGACGAGGUUCUUCGACUGAAAGAAAUCUACAGCUCCGUCACUCGCGACCGUGAAAAGCUCGCCGAGGAGAACCGCUUACUCAAGGACACCCUGUUGCGAAAUGGCCUUAACGUUCCAGGCGCAAGCAACGGACGCGACGACAAUAACAACAAUCCCAGCGCUGGCUCGACUGGCUUUGGCGGCUCGCAGGGCGGAUUCUCGCCAACGCAGGCACCAUCGCACGGAUCGGCUCCGUCUGCGGGAGGCAACUAUAGCAACCAAUCACAAUACCGAGGUAAUCAGUUCAGUUCAGCCUCGCCAGAAUAUCUCCCAGCGACCAAGAUGGACGUUGAGCAGGCCGGGAUCGACUUUGUUUUAGCCUUAGAGAAGCCUUGCAUGGCUCACUUGCCGUUCCUCAUGGACAGAGGAUCUGGACCGGAGGGAGAACCUUGUGGCCACGCCCUGAUGGCAACAUGCCCACCCGUUCCGUUCAAGGACAUACCCAAGUCGACGCCAUUUGCUGGCACAGAUGGCACGCCAAUCAAGCAGGAAGAGGCCCCGAGCCAGGGAACAUGGCAGGUCACCAAGGCUGAUCUAUCCACUCUAAUGGACCUAAGCAAACGUCUUGAUCUCGACGGCGAGAUAACACCCGUCAUGGCAUGGGGUAUGAUUAUGAGCCACCCGCAAUUUGCGGCGCUCUCGGCAGCUGAUGUCCAGCGCAUCGCCGAGGAACUCGGCCGUAAGGUCAGGUGCUACGGAUUUGGCGCCGUUAUGGAACAUUUCGAAUUGCGAGACGCUUUUGAGAGCGUGUGCUCCAACAGAAUGGAGCAAAUGGCGUACUAG